Molecule: messenger RNA, 558 nt
Organism: Elephantulus edwardii (Cape elephant shrew)
Lineage: Eukaryota; Metazoa; Chordata; Mammalia; Macroscelidea; Macroscelididae
Gene: RNASE8
Product: ribonuclease, RNase A family, 8
Exons: 1
Coding region: 1-558 (185 amino acids)
Biological process (GO): innate immune response; defense response to fungus; defense response to Gram-negative bacterium
Molecular function (GO): RNA nuclease activity; nucleic acid binding
Source: RefSeq, a predicted model, not a curated record
AUGAAAUUCUUAGAAGCGUUAGCAAGAUUCACAGAUGAUGACCUCCUCACUCAUUCACCUCUCCCUUCUGUUCCACUGUCUCCCUUAGGAGAGAUGGCACAAACCAAGACACAGUUUCUGUUGCUGGCCCUGCUGUUAGGGCUGUGGGUGGCUGAGGUCCCAGUCAGUGCCAAGCCCCAUGACAUGACCUCAUCUCAAUGGUUUGAAACUCAGCAUGUGCAGCCCAGCUUGGAAAGCUGCAACACUGCGAUGAGAAACAUCAACAAAUAUACAAAACGCUGCAAAAGCCUCAACACCUUCAUACAUAGCUCCUUCUCCAAUGUGGCCGCUACUUGUGAAGCACCCAAUGUAACCUGCAAGAAUGGCCGUGAAAAUUGCCACCUGAGCCAAGAACCUGCGUUCAUGACCAUGUGUGACCAUGUCUCUGGGAGGUACCCAGAUUGUAACUACAAAGAGAAAUACGUGGAUGCAUAUUUCAUUGUGGCCUGUGACCCUGCCCAGCAGACAGAUUACCAGGGGUAUGAGUUGGUUCCUGUACACUUUGACGAAGUUGUUUAA